This is a messenger RNA of Glycine soja, 2880 nucleotides long. RefSeq names its product plant intracellular Ras-group-related LRR protein 4-like. The record is from RefSeq and is a predicted model, not a curated record. Gene Ontology annotation, molecular function: protein binding. The transcript is spliced from 4 exons. Lineage: Eukaryota; Viridiplantae; Streptophyta; Magnoliopsida; Fabales; Fabaceae. Bases 566 to 2221 code for a protein of 551 amino acids.
AAAAGGGAGACAAUCAAACCAGUGAAAGAGUAGAGCAGUUGAUGUUUGUCUAUAUCAUAUAACCGGCAUCGUUCCUAUUCGAUUUCACGCUAUUUAUUUGAAUUUUCCACCCAACUUUUCCUUGCUCCAUUUUCCCCCCCUCUCCUUUCUCUAACAAAACUGCUCACUAACUCAAACGCUGCCCCCCUUUCAAUUUAAUACACCCAGUGUCGCCCUUAAAAUACUAUCAUCACCAUCCUUGUUUUUUUUUUUUUUUUGUGAAUCUCAUCACCAUCCAUUCACUACAAAAAAAAAUUAAAAAAUUCUAUGCCUUCUUUAAUUUUCAAGAGAAAACAAGAAGGUAUUGAAGGAGUUGUUGUUGUUGUCGUCGUCUGCGAAGAAAGACCACGCAACCGCACGGAGUCAGUAGUAGUUAAAGCAAAUUCCUCACUCCUCCCCGAUUUAGAAAACCCAAACUGAACAACAACAACAACAAAGUUUUCUAGAAACUCGACGAAGCAAAAUUGAGUUACGCUUCCAAUUUGAAGGUGUUGUUGGUGUUGUAUGGUCUCGAGCGUGACCGAGAAUGGACCUGUUACCGGCGCGAUCCGUGGACGAAACAGUGGAGGAGAUAAUGAGGCUGCACCGGUCGCUACCGGCUCGGCCGGGAAUCGAGGAAGUGGAGGCGGCGAGGACUCUAGUCGAGAACGUGGAGCGUGAGGACCAGGCGAAGCUCGAGGCCGUGGCACGUGCAAGGGAGCGCAAGGGCCCGCACGUGCCGGAGGAGCUCUUCGCGGUGUUGCAGGAGAUGCAGAAGAAUGUGGUACUAUUCCAGAGCAAGGAGCAGAGGCGUGAGGCGCUCAAACUCCUCGAUCUCGAAAACGUCCACGUGCUGUUCGACGAAUUGAUCCAGAGAGCUUCCAAUUGCGUCUCCGCGCGCUCCUCUGGUUCGAAGAACUCAGUUUCUAAACGGGAAACUUCUUUUUCCACUGCUUCUGUUUCUGCGUUCAAGAAAGAGCCUGUGAAGAGUUCGGAGAUAUUGUUCACGAGAGAUGAUAGUUAUAUGAAUAAGACCAAACCCAAUUUCUACUCUGAUGGGUAUACAAUUGGGCCCAGUGUCUCAUCCAAACCGCCGAUACUCGAUUCCUCGCUAAUACCAGCGUCCACUUCAGGUGAACAGAGUGGUGAUAAGUUGAGUUUGAUAAAACUGGCUAGCUUAAUUGAAGUUUCUGCGAAGAAAGGUACACGCGAACUCAUACUACAGAACAAGUUGAUGGACCAAGUUGAUUGGCUUCCUGAUUCGAUAGGGAAGUUAUCUAGUUUGAUCAAAUUGGAUUUAUCUGAGAAUCGAAUUAUGGUUCUACCUUCCACGAUCGGAAGCCUUUCUUCCUUGACAAGUUUGGAUUUGCAUUCGAAUAAGAUCGCGGAGCUUCCAGAGUGUGUUGGGGAUCUCUUAAGUCUCGUGUAUCUCAACGUUGGGGGAAACCAGUUAUCAUCAUUACCUGCUUCUUUGGGCAGAUUGGUGCAUCUUGAGGAACUUGAUUUGAGCUCCAACCAGCUUUCAGUGCUUCCUGAUGCCAUAGGGUCUCUUGUAAGCCUAAAAAUACUGAAUGUGGAGACAAAUGACAUAGAAGAAAUUCCGCAUUCAAUUGGUCGUUGUGUUGCACUUAAGGAGCUUUGUGCAGAUUAUAACAGGCUCAAGGCCCUGCCUGAGGCUGUGGGGAAGAUUGAGAGUCUUGAGGUAUUGUCUGUGAGGUACAACAAUGUUAAACAGCUACCUACGACGAUGUCGUCUCUGUCGAACUUGAAGGAGCUGAAUGUGAGUUUCAAUGAGCUUGAGUACGUGCCUGAGAGCCUGUGUUUUGCUACCUCGCUUGUGAAGAUGAACAUAGGGAACAACUUUGCUGACAUGCGAUCCUUGCCGAGGUCCAUUGGGAACCUUGAAAUGCUUGAGGAGUUGGAUAUCAGCAACAAUCAGAUUCGUGUCCUUCCUGACUCUUUUGGGAUGCUCACUCGGUUACGGGUCCUGAAAGUGGAAGAGAAUCCUCUUGAAAUCCCUCCAAGACAUGUAGCUGAAAAGGGAGCACAGGCUGUUGUCAAGUACAUGGCUGAUCUUGUUGAGAAGAAGGAUGUUAAAUCGCAGCCACUUAUUAAGAAGAAAAAGGGUUGGGCUCAUCAUAUGUGCUUCUUUUCAAAGUCAAACAAAAGGAAGCGUGACGGCGUUGAUUUUGUUAAAACCUGAUUAAAUUCAACCAAAGCCAUUCCUGGCAAGCAAAAGAUUCCAUGAGUAAGUGGUUGAGUUAAUUUUCCUGGUCAUUGGUCAAUGCUUGUAAUGCACACAUGGGAGUUGGGUAUUGAUUAUGAAAUAAUUGUAGGUUUCAUAGUUCACCAAUCACCAGUAGCUUUGGUGGCCUUAAUUGACCUAGAAUCAGCACUUGUGGCAAGGCUAGAUUCCAUUAGAGCAAGUAGUGGCAUAGAGUGAAUGCAUUGCAUACUUUUAUAAUAGUUGGUUAUUGGUAAUUGGUAAUUGGGUACCAAAUCAUGCUUUGCUGGCUAAUGUUGUGUGUUUAUGACAGUGAGAUGCAUUUGUUUAUGUAAAAAAGGACAAAGAUAUGUCUGUCAGUCUCUGGUCAACAUUACGACAGAAUGAAUUGGCAUGGGAAUCUUCCUUGGCUGUUGGAAUUUGCUAACUUUGAGUCACAUACUGUAGAUUCCCUAUUCAAUAUUUUUUUCUCCUUUCUAGAACUUAAUUUUUUCAUUUGUAUUUCUGGUAUCUUGAAAAUAGAAACAAGUGUACAUUCAUGAUCCAACCAUUUAAGUCUACUUCCACUCAAUUGUAUGUAUAUCUUCCUGUCACAGUACAACUUCAGUUUUCAAUAGAAUUUAAUAUUCCAUUUUUUA